This is a messenger RNA of Dreissena polymorpha, 1785 nucleotides long. RefSeq lists its product as uncharacterized. Gene Ontology annotation, cellular component: cell-cell junction. Gene Ontology annotation, molecular function: cell adhesion molecule binding. Lineage: Eukaryota; Metazoa; Mollusca; Bivalvia; Myida; Dreissenidae. The record is from RefSeq and is a predicted model, not a curated record. Gene Ontology annotation, biological process: cell-cell adhesion. Bases 154 to 1785 code for a protein of 543 amino acids. The transcript is spliced from 9 exons.
UGGAAGUGAAUUAUAUCGGCACAGAUGUUUGCAUAUGUUUCAGUAUCACAAUAUAUUUAUUUUUAAUUCAAAAUUAGAGCUCAACUUAGAUCCAUGUUUUACAAUUGAAAGCACAUAUUUAACAUUUGUUUGUGAUAUAUCAAUAACAAAAGGAUGUUUACGAGCGGAUAUUUAAAGUUAAGCAAACUACAGCUGAUUUACAUCAUCAGUUCUGUUCAACUCGGAUGUCUGUUUGCUCAAAAACCAAUGAUAACCAGUAAUACAGGAGUUUUUGAGACGGACAUUAUAUGUAGCAUUACUGGUCUGGAUACGGUAACACUAAGUUUUUAUGAAGAGGACCGACUGGUAGUUCUAAUAAAGACCAGCAGCGGGAAAUGCCAACAAGAUCCACCAAACCUACCGAAUAACGUUAGAUGUUCUUGCUUGGGAGUAAACGCUUCAUGUACUGUUUCCAAUGGUGCGUAUGGAGAUAAUUGUCCAAGGUGGAAAUGCGCAGUACCAAUCAAAGGUGUUCUACAGUACAGCAAGUUUGAGAACGUGUGCAAAUUUAAACACACAAGUCUCACAAGAAAGAUCAUCGAUGCAGACAAUUGCUCCAACAAUUUACCUAAUCGAUUGAUAUGGUCCAUUAACGGUUUGAACAUUAACUAUAAUAUGAUAUUGUCUAUAUUGAAGACAUAUAAUGCAGCCAAUUUGAGUUCUUUCUUGCAUAAAUACCAGACACAGACUCGUGCGUCGAUUGCUAUAUGUGGAUUCCAAAAACAACCGUAUGAAGAAAAGGCCCUUGAUAUUUUGGAUCCAUCAGAAUUGUGCGUGCUUAAUAGCACAAUGACCCUUUAUAAACCAUGUAACAUCACAGAUGUGAACCCGACAGUAUCCGUAAUCAGAGACCCAACUAUCGUUUCCAAAUGCACAUCAAGCCCGAGAACACAAAUACCUGAAGUGUUGACGCUCUGUGAUGCUGUUAACAGGGUAGAUGUAGGAUUAGAAAUUUUCGUGGGCAACAAAGUCGGUUAUUUCAAAUUGGAGAUUCUUUUAAGAGCGUCAGUGGGAGAUUUCUUUAUAGAAGGUUUCAGCAAUCAGACACACAUAACGUUUUAUGAUACUAAUCAAGUAACGAUAUGGUGCCGCGGUGAUGGUAACCCAGCUCCGGAAAUUCUAUUAUUAAAAAACGGCUUUCAAUACAGUCGUGGGAAAUCGCCGAUUCGAUAUACAAUGACACCAAGUGGCUCCCAGGAUACCGGAAUUUACACAUGCAUAGCUUCUAAUGCACUUGGAAAAGACAGCAAGGAAAUUGAAAUCAACUUUGAUAUUGACACAGAGUUUCAUCGAGGUGAAACGGAGAAUACAAAUAAAAAAGAUGCUAAACAAUCAACAGUCUUUAUCGUUGCGGUCUGUUGCACUGUUUCUGGCAGUUUAUUUUUGUUGACACUUAGUGCGUGUAUUCUCAAGAGAGGUUACAAAUGCGCGUCGCUAGUAAGGAUUAUUCGUUCUACUGCGGUACGAGAGAGCAAUAAUGACAUAAAUACAAACUCUGGACAUUCAGAUUUGAAUACAGGAACCAACUACGCAUUUUUUGACGAUGACGAAACACAAAGUUCCGGCAUUGUGCAUGCGCAUGCAUCGUCAAUAGAGAUUGCGGAAAUGUCACAUGCGUUCGACAAUGAAACUUACGCCGAAAGUAUCAAAAUAUUGGAGGAAGGAACGGUAAACAACCAUUGGUCAGAUAAAAUAAAUGCGGAUACUAUUCAUUUAGUUAAAAAUGUAAUCUUUUUUUCUGUUUAA